Cercospora beticola is the source of this 3268-nucleotide messenger RNA. RefSeq lists its product as uncharacterized. The record is from RefSeq and is a predicted model, not a curated record. NCBI's taxonomy places the organism in Eukaryota, Fungi, Ascomycota, Dothideomycetes, Mycosphaerellales, Mycosphaerellaceae.
GUUCGUUCGCAGGUCGCGCGCCGGACGUCGAGCGUCACAGAGUGCAGCGCUGCUCUGCUGCUGCUGCCGUCCGCGCGACGCGCUGCUGCCGACGCUUGCGGAGCCCAUGGAGCACGCAUCUGACCUGGCACCCGGAAGUCUAAUGCCAUGUCAAGCGUGAGACGAGCUCGUCGGCGCGCAAACCUCCCAAAGGCUGCCCCGUCCCCAAUAAUCUGGCGCUAUCACCCGGCCUGGCCUCACCUGCCAGGAUCGUCGACGGCACGGCAAUCUGGGAGCGUCGAGCUGGGGGUGCCGGCGCACGCCCACCCAGAGCAGCACCGGUGCGAUGAGAGCAGAGAGGGUGCGGUGCUGCGCUGCUAUCCUGUCGAGCGGAGUGCCUACACGCCCGGCCAAUAACGGCCGUUACAGCACCGCGCUGGCUGACGCCUCUCUUGCGUUAUGAUCCCUGAGUCCGGAAGGUUGGGUGGCAGCAAACGGCGACGACGAUCCUGCGUGCGAGGCGCGACUCUCGCUCUGCAGCCGGCAGCCUCACGGCUCUUAUCGCCUACUGCUAUACCACCUCUCACAACGGCGGCGGCGGCCCUCCUUUCCUGGUCCGCUGCAGCGCGACAACGUCCGCAGUACAGCACGAGGAGGCGAGUAUGAGAGCAGGUCAUUCCUCAGCACCCUCGUCGAGCGCGCGGGGCGGCGUCCCUUUCUGUUUGUCUGGCCUCCCCUCCUUCGCUUUGUUGCCCACUACUGACUACCGGCCGAGCCUCACUUUUGCUCGAUCGACGCCGACCGGGCUGUGACACCUCCAGCCCCGCCCAUAAUCUCCAUCGUCCGGCAGACUCUUGCUUCACGUCUCACGCCUUGCGUUUCCGAAUUCUAAUCGCGAGCAAGGGCACUCGCUCGGCAGUGCUUCCUUGUCCCGUCGUCGACGCAACGACUCAGAAGCCUGACAGCGACAACCUCAUCAACCCCGCGCCACGGCCGGCCCUGCUCACGAGAUAUUCGACUACACUUUGGCUACCCAACCAUACUCGUGCAUUGUCUGCUUUGCGCGCACCGCCACUCCUUUGGCCUUGCCCACACUGCGCUCUGCUGUUUCGCUUCGUCGUCGCUCGCUCAAGACCACGCUCGCCUUCAAGACCACUCGCUCCUGCACUGCUCGUUCCUGCUCCUGCCCAUUUCCGCGCAACACCGUCAAACGUCAGCCAGGCCCGGCUGUCGAUGCUGCGCUCACUCACGCGUGACGGCAUCACCUCUCGAGCCGCAUUAAUCUGCCAACCCAGCUGCCUUGGGCAGCAGCCGGAACAAGCUUCCGCCCUCACGGCCAUAACAUUCAACUUUUUGCUCUCUGUCUAGGUCACCAUCCACACGGACUCUGGCCAACUUCCCGCUGCUGUAAGGCUGCUAUCGAUUGACAGCUGGACAUCGAUUGUGCUCUCCGAGCUCGCAAUCACGACAGCCAGAUAGAUCCCUUUGCGCCCUCCACCCACCCACCCACUAACCGUCAACCUGGCGACUGUCUAUGCAUCACCGCCCUUCUCGCCGUUGGCGUCGACGCGGAAAGGGAUAGAUUACGGGGACCGCCACGACUCUGGGAUGGACUACAAUGAUCCAUCACGACGGCAGUACGCGCAACAAAAUCCGUAUGGUCCGCAGCAGUCGCAAAGCAGUAGCGCUCAGCCCGGCAGCCAGUACAACACUCCGGGCGGAUCUGUGGAGCGAUUUCGACAGUCUUCAGGCUAUCUUCAGCAGUCUCCACAAGCGGUCGCUCCGCCUGCAAGAGCUAGCAGCGACGCGCAAGUGUAUGGCUUCGGACAAAGCUCGCAGUAUGGGACUGGAGCGUCCGCAGCAGCACAAACGAUGCAAUACUCCGCAGAUAUGCAAGGCGCAGAUGUACAGAGACAGAGCGAUAAUUCGCAAUAUCAGCAAUAUGGUUCCACCCACAUGUACAGCAUGGCACAGCCCACGCAGCAAUCGACGCAAUCGCCUUACGAUCCGGUCUCACGAUAUUCCCAGCGCCCUGGAACUGCUUCCGAGACGCUCGCUUCCCAAAUCGCGGCGUCGCAAACGGCAGCAGCACAGUAUUACCUUGCAGGACAAUCGCUUCCGAGUGCAACAGUGCCCGAAAUGGCGCCGCCGCACUUGCCCUCCCAAUAUCAGGCCUCGGCGUACGCAGCAGCUGGACCUUCAUCCACUUAUGCAAGCGCGAUGAUGGAUCCCACGCAGUCUGGCGCAUAUUCGUACGCUACUACGACGCAAUACACCCCGAGCUCUGCACAAUCUGUUGAUCAGGCUUUCGCCAAUUACCAAAACCAGAUCCGCACACUUUUCACGAAUGUACGAGAGGGAUCAUUACGCGAAAUCGGCGGCCUAUUGAUGGACGUUUCGCUCUAUCUGCUCGGUAACGCUGAAGCGUUAGGGCUGACGCGUGACGACGAUAAUCUGCAUGACGAACGAAUACGACUCUGGGAUGAGUUCAACCGCGCAUGGCUCGUGACGCUCGAGAAGCAGCGCGAGCUCACUCAAGAAUAUAUUCGGAAUCAGGGACUCCGUGAACCUCAAUCAAUCAUGAGCGCGCAGAUACUCGAGCAUCUAUCACGCGAGCUGGUCCGUCUCUGUGAUAGCGUGGAGAAGCACGGCUUGGUGGACUAUCAGAUGGGCGUAGCAGAAGAAGAGAUCAUGGACCUUCUCAUAGAGUGCCUGAACGUGCUGGACCCGGAGAAUGCCGCUGCCGGCGCAGAAAUGUCAGCGUCUGCCUCACGAGAUCGAUAGCCUUGUAUGGCUCGACCACUGUUGCCGCCAAUCUCCAACCGGCUACAUUUGACGGUACCCGCCUGGGCUCAGCACAGCCAGCACAGUGACUGGUUCUGCGCCGCACAGCGUGCGCACCGCGACACCCUCAGCUCACUGCUGGAAGCUCGCAUGUAAAACGUUACUCCGUCGCGCACGCUACACUAUUGUACUCGUGUUUCUCGCAAGAUACCACUAUUAUCGAAGUGGGCAGUCCUUUACAACGCAUUCGAUGUUUGCAUGAAGAGAUGACUAAUAGUAGUUUCAUAUCAAGGAUGGAGGAGAUUUAGAAGUUUUGACGCGACAGCGAAACGAGGCAGAGAGUUCCGGGAAAUGGCUCUGGCUGGUCCAGAGGUCCACCCGGUUUGCUGUAAUGACAACGAGAGCAUGGAUGCAAUGUAAAUAAUACCCAAAGCCACGGCACAGUUGCGCUUGCGCCGUGUAACGUGUUCGCUCCACCUUGCAGACCUGAUUGGGAUGACACCGC